UGCUGUCGUGCGUAAAGAGGUGUCAUUACGUCAUCGCGUCGGUCUAUUGCCAGCCAAUCAGCGUCCAGUUUGCCGUGCGGCGCUUUCAGGACGAGACAGUCCCGUGGGCUGGUGCUAAAGUCAUGAAGAACUUCGCGUCCGUCGGUUAAGGUGUCUGUGUACGUGUGUGGUGUGCAAUCAGUGUGCCAUCAGCCAUGCCUUUGACCUGUCGGCUAAUCAGGGGUAUGCCCCGGACCACGGUCUUGGCCUCCAGUUUGUUACCAUGUCAGCAAAAACAGUCCCAGUUAACACACAUCAUUUACCGACCUGGCUCAAGACGACCUUCCCACAUGUGGCUGAGUCAGCAGCAAUCAAGAGGCUUCCAGACAUCCUCAGCACUCGGAAGCUACAUCCUCACGCCUCCACAGGUCAACUCCAUUCUCAAGGCCAACGAGUACAGCUUCAAGGUUCCAGAGUUUGAUGGGAAGAAUGUGUCAUCGGUGAUGGGUUUUGAGAGUAAUCAGCUGCCGGCCAAUGCUCCCAUAGAGGACCGGCGCAGUGCAGCCACUUGCCUGCAGACACAAGGAAUGCUGCUGGGUGUGUUUGAUGGCCAUGCUGGUUGUGCUUGUGCACAGGCACUGAGUGAGAGGUUGUUUUACUACAUAGCAGUCUCUUUGUUGCCCCACGACACUCUGUGUGAGCUUGAGGCAGCAGUGGAAGCCGGCAGGGCCCUCAGUCCCAUAUUGCAGUGGCACAAACAUCCCAAUGACUAUUUCAACAGAGAGGCUCAGAAUCUGUACUUCAAUAGCCUUCGAACCUACUGGCAAGAGUUAAUAGAUCUAACUAGCCCAGGGGAGGUUCCAGACACGCGUGAGGCCUUGUUGAGUGCCUUCAAGAGGCUGGACCAAGACAUUUCUUUGGAGGCUCAGGUUGGGGAUUCAAAUGCUUACCUUCACUACUGGGUUCUGAGAGUGGCUUUCUCUGGAGCAACAGCCUGCGUGGCUCACGUCGAUGGAUCAGACCUGUUUAUAGCCAACGCGGGAGAUGCUCGAGCUGUGCUGGGGGUGCAGGAGGAGGACGGUUCAUUCAGUGCUCUCACACUGUCCAAUGACCACAGCGCCCAGAACGAGGACGAGGUGUCUCGGAUACGGAGUGAGCACCCCCCAUCAGAGAGAAAAACUGUCAUACGACAGGACCGUUUGCUGGGCCUCCUUAUGCCGUUUCGUGCAUUUGGGGAUGUGAAAUUCAAGUGGAGCAUUGAGCUGCAGAAGCGUGUGCUGGAGUCUGGGCCCGAUCAGCUUCAUGAGAACGAGCACACAAAGUUUAUCCCCCCGAACUACCACACCCCCCCGUACCUGACUGCUGAGCCAGAGAUCACUUACCACAAACUGAGGCCACAGGAUCGCUUCAUAGUAAUUGGAUCUGAUGGUCUGUGGGAAACCCUCCACAGGCAGGAGGUGGUUAGAAUUGUAGGGGAGUAUUUAACGGGGGUCCACCAGCGGCAGCCUCUCAAAGUAGGAGGGUACAGGGUCACCUUGGGUCAAAUGCAGGCCCUGCUCGAAGAGCGGAAGGCACGCGUGUCGUCCGCUUUUGAGGAUCAGAACUCAGCAACUCACCUGAUGCGCCACGCAGUGGGAAACAACGAGUUUGGCACCGUGGACCACGAGAGGCUGUCGAAGAUGUUGUCCUUGCCAGAGGAGCUGGCUCGCAUGUACCGCGAUGACAUCACCAUCAUCAUUGCCCAGUUCAACCCUCACGUGAUUGGAACACAGAGACAGGAAGGACAGCCCUGAACCCUGAUGAAAGAAGUCUGUUCACAUGUACAGAUUCACAGGAAGUGAAACGUGGCUUUGCAGCACUGCACCACAUUCAAGAGCUGAGCUGCACUUGAUGCAAACAUCCUCUGAUGCGGUGGAAGUGACAGACCGGAAAACAGGAUCAUUUUGAUCCCAGUAGAAACAAUUAUUCACCACUUCACUCCACUACACGAAGGAACGGACGACAACCUCUUUGUCGCCGUCAUCCUAAACCUGUUGUUGUGUUACCUCAACAUACACAAAAUGCAAAGGUUGGUGUGUGUGUGUGGCAUUUGCACAUCAGAGGUAUAGGUUUACUUACAAAACCACAGAUUCACUGCUUUGUGUCUAUAUGCGUGAACUCACUGUUACACUACAUAAAAGCACACUGUCCACAAACAGGUCACAUGAGAAAAGAGUACAAAGAAUGAAUAGAUUCUGCUGCAAAACAUUGGAUUCCUCAAAUCUCUUAUCAUGCCAGUGUUCACCAGCACCGUUUCAUGACUGAUAGGAUGCUGUUACAAACAGGAUUUUGUGCCAGGACAACGACUUGGCAACCGCUCAGUUACUGUUCAAAAACCAAGCAAUCAUGACCUCCUAGUAGUGGCACGCUGUGUUUUUGGCCCACUGCUUUGAUUGUGUCACUCUUGUUUCAUUGCUGACAGAUGUAAAGUCAAAUAUUAACCCUUUUGCAACACUACACUAUCAGGAGUGGCAGUGGUGGAUCAGUCGGUAAACUUCAGAGCAACAGGCCCAAUGAACCUCACCUGCUGUGAUGAAGCCACUGUGCUUUUUUAAUAUGUGUGGGGUUAAAGCUGACAGGUUUAUGUUAGACUUUUCCUGUUUUCCUAGACUGGUCACGAUGUCCGUUACCUACAGAACCUUUUAAUAUUUCUGACAGCAGUAGUUAAAAUAGAACUAGUCCACUGUCAUGAAAACAGUAGAACGUACAUGUGGAAGAAGCUGUUUGAGUAUUGAAGAAUAUUAAUUCAGCUUUAGCUUCGUUACACGCUUCGCUACAGUUGUGUAUAUGUAAAUUGUAACUUAUGUGGCUUAACUUUUAUAAAUAUAUAUAUAUACAAUGAUUUGAAAGAAUCUCUGGUUGCACAUCAGCUGUGUGUAUGGAGGGACACAGGCUACACCGCAGUAAACAUCAAGAACCCAGCACUGUGUUCAAUGUUGCAGUCGACCUCUGUCAUGAUGCAGUUCACCACUAGAUGGCGCUGCAGCAUCACACAAACGCUUGAGUUGUGGAGGUGGAGUAUGUUAAGUGUAAAAUAAAGCUGUUUUUAAAAUCCA
Messenger RNA from Betta splendens (Siamese fighting fish), 3074 nucleotides. RefSeq names its product pyruvate dehydrogenase phosphatase catalytic subunit 1 (gene pdp1). NCBI's taxonomy places the organism in Eukaryota, Metazoa, Chordata, Actinopteri, Anabantiformes, Osphronemidae. The record is from RefSeq and is a predicted model, not a curated record. Gene Ontology annotation, biological process: protein dephosphorylation. Bases 195 to 1772 code for a protein of 525 amino acids. Gene Ontology annotation, molecular function: cation binding; protein serine/threonine phosphatase activity. The transcript is spliced from 9 exons.